Epinephelus fuscoguttatus (brown-marbled grouper) is the source of this 775-nucleotide messenger RNA. Its product is annotated as prolactin-like. The record is from RefSeq and is a predicted model, not a curated record. Gene Ontology annotation, biological process: positive regulation of receptor signaling pathway via JAK-STAT; response to nutrient levels. Lineage: Eukaryota; Metazoa; Chordata; Actinopteri; Perciformes; Serranidae. Gene Ontology annotation, cellular component: extracellular region. Gene Ontology annotation, molecular function: hormone activity. Bases 72 to 758 code for a protein of 228 amino acids. The transcript has 5 exons.
CUUGGCGAUAGUACCUCUGGUGGGAAAGGAGCUCUACUCAUCAUCUGGUCCUCCACUGCAAGAAAGGAACCAUGAAAAAAGUUUGGCUUGCUGUUCUUUCGCUGGCGUACCUGGAGCUUUCCAUGACUGUUGUCACUGCUCCGAUCUGCGCCUACGGACAGGCUAGAUGCCAUGUUCCUUCCCUGGCAGAUCUCUUUGACAGGGUCAUACAACAGUCCUCAAGAAUGCACGGCAUCUCCAGUGAUCUGCACUCUGAAUAUGAGCAAUAUUUCUUUCCCAGGAAGAAUCUCGUAGGAAAACACAAGUGCCACACAUAUGGCAUCCUGACACCAGAUGAUAAGGAGAAUGCUCAGAGGCUGGGGCGAGAACAACUGACAGAGGUGAUCCUGAGUCUGCUGGGGGCCUGGGGCGACCCCCUGUCCCAGCUCUACCGCAGCAUGUCUCAGGAUCAGAAUCAAGACUUCAACCACCACAGCAACAACAAGGCACUGGAGAUCAGUGAUAUGGUGCACGAGCUGAGGGAGGGAGUGGCAAUAAUGGCUGAAAAGAUGAAGCUAUCGGGAGUGCUCAGUAACACUGUGGGAUCCAUCGCUCCUGAGAGUGCGGCCCCCUCCUCUGCCUUUUCCUUCUACAAACAAGGACAGCUCAACUCAGUGGACCAUCAUGACCUACUCCACUGCUUCCGCAGAGACUCCAACAAAAUCAAAAAUUAUCUCCGUAUCCUAAAAUGCUCCAUCCUUCCUGGACUGGACUGUUAAUAAUGAUAGCAAAGCAG